AUGCGUGACUACGACGAGGUGAUCGCCUUCUUGGGCGAGUGGGGGCCUUACCAGCGCCUCAUCUUCUUCCUGCUCAGCGCCAGCAUCAUCCCCAAUGGUUUCAAUGGCAUGUCAGCCGUGUUCCUGGCGGCGACCCCCGAGCACCACUGCCGGGUGCCGGACUCUGCCAACCUGAGCAGCGCAUGGCGCAACCACAGCCUCCCGCUGCGCCUGCAGCAUGGCCAGGAGGUGCCCCACAGCUGCCGCCGCUAUAAGCUGGCGACGCUCACCAACUUGUCUGCGCUCGGGCUUGUGCCCGGGCGCGACGUGAACUUGACUGAGCUGGAGCAGGAGGGCUGCCUGGACGGCUGGGAGUUCAGCCAAGACGUCUAUCUGUCCACCAUCGUGACCGAGUGGAACCUGGUGUGUGAUGACGAUUGGAAGGCGCCCCUUACCACCUCCCUGUUCUUUGUAGGCGUACUCUUGGGCUCUUUUGUGUCUGGGCAGCUGUCAGACAGGUUUGGCCGGAAAAGGAUCCUCUUUGCAACCAUGGCUGUGCAGACUGGCUUCAGCUUCGUGCAGAUUUUCUCCAGCAGCUGGGAAAUGUUCACUGUGUUAUUUGUCAUUGUGGGCAUGGGCCAGAUCUCCAACUACGUGGUGGCCUUCAUACUAGGAACAGAAAUUCUGGGCAAGUCAGUUCGUAUUAUAUUCUCUACAUUAGGAGUAUGCACAUUUUUUGCAGUUGGCUAUAUGCUGCUGCCACUGUUUGCUUACUACAUCAGAGACUGGCGGAUGCUGCUGGUGGCGCUGACGGUGCCGGGGGUGCUGUGCGUCCCGCUGUGGUGGUUUAUUCCUGAAUCUCCCCGGUGGCUGAUAUUCCAGGGAAGAAUUGAAGAAGCUGAAGAUAUCAUCAAAAAAGCGGCAAAAAUGAACAAUAUAACUGUCCCAGCAGUGGUUUUUGAUCCUGUGGAGCUACAAGAGCUAAAGCCCCUGAAGCAGCCGAAAGUUUUCAUUCUGGACCUAUUUAAGAAUCGGAAUAUUGCCACAAUCACCAUUAUGUCUGUGUUGCUCUGGAUGUUCACUUCAGUGGGUUACUUUGCUCUGUCUCUCGAUGCUCCUAAUUUACAUGGAGAUGCCUACCUGAACUGUUUUCUCUCUGCCGUGAUUGAAAUUCCAGCUUAUGUUACAGCCUGGCUGCUACUUCGAACCCUACCCAGACGUUAUAUCAUAGCUGGGAUACUGUUCUUUGGAGGAAGUGUGCUUCUUUUAAUUCAACUAGUUCCUAUAGAUUACUAUGCUGUGUCCACUGGUCUGGUGAUGCUGGGGAAAUUUGGAGUCACCUCUGCUUUUGCCAUGCUGUAUGUCUAUACUGCAGAGCUGUACCCCACCAUGGUCAGGAACAUGGCCGUGGGGGUCACAUCCAUGGCCUCCAGAGUGGGCAGCAUCACAGCUCCCUAUUUCGUUUACCUAGGUGCUUAUAACAGAAUUCUACCUUAUAUCGUCAUGGGCAGUCUGACUAUCCUGAUGGGAAUCAUAACUCUUUUCUUUCCUGAAAGUUUUGGGAGAACUCUACCAGAGACUUUGGAGCAGAUGCAGAAAGUGAAAGGGUUCAGAUCGGAGAAAAAAUCAAGUGAGCUAAAGGAGAAAGAAGACUAUCCCAAGGUUUUAGUAACUGUAUUCUGA
This is a messenger RNA of Elephantulus edwardii (Cape elephant shrew), 1662 nucleotides long. It is a transcript of the gene SLC22A4, whose product is annotated as solute carrier family 22 (organic cation/zwitterion transporter), member 4. Gene Ontology annotation, cellular component: membrane. The record is from RefSeq and is a predicted model, not a curated record. Lineage: Eukaryota; Metazoa; Chordata; Mammalia; Macroscelidea; Macroscelididae. Gene Ontology annotation, molecular function: transmembrane transporter activity; ATP binding. Gene Ontology annotation, biological process: transmembrane transport; carnitine transport. The transcript has 10 exons. Bases 1 to 1662 code for a protein of 553 amino acids.